AUGGGGAGGAAAUGCUCACAUUGUGGUAACAUAGGCCACAAUUCAAGAACUUGCACUAGUUACAACAGAACCAUUGUCAACAACAAUAGCACAGUUCAUCUGGUAGGGGGCGGUGGCGGUGGCGGGGGCGGUGGAUUAAGGCUGUUUGGAGUUCAACUUGACUCACCAUCACACUCCAUGGUGAUGAUGAAGAAAUGUCUUAGCUUGGAUUGCUUGCCGUCGUCUUCACCGUCGCUGCUGCCGUCGGCUUCCGCCUCCCAGUCGCCGUCGUCUUCUUUAUCUUCGUCUCGAGUCUCCGUCAACGACCUCCACAAGAAUACGUCGGUUGGUUAUCUCUCCGACGGUCUCAUUGCCAGAGCUCAAGAAAGGAAAAAAGGUCUACCUUGGUCGGAAGAUGAACACCGGCGAUUUCUGACGGGACUGGAAAAGCUGGGAAAGGGUGAUUGGAGAGGGAUUUCAAGAAACUUUGUGACAACAAGAACACCAACUCAGGUGGCAAGUCAUGCUCAGAAGUAUUUUCUCCGGCAGGCCACUUUGGUCAAGAAGAAACGCCGAUCAAGCCUUUUUGACUUGGUAAGGUGUAAUGGCAUCAAGAACGCAAAAAACCAUUGCGUUAUCAGUCGGUCGAGCUCCUUCGACGACGAUCAUCGAGAUCAAAGUGACGAUCUUUCUUUGAUGGAUUUCAAUUCUCUAAAGCAAGAGAAUAUUGUCUUCUACAACAAUCCAAUUGUGAAAUCAUAUCAAACGACAUCGAUAUAUUCACAUCUGAAGAAUGCUUCUCCAAGUGGUACAAUUGGCUCAAAAAGUGGUACUCUUGAUUUAGAGCUUACACUUGCUUCUCCAAAGCCAAUGGACCAAAACAAGUCUUCUACCCCUUCCCUUCAACUUGGUCCAAUUAUUAGUGUCAUUUAGUAUCCCUUUGUAUCUUAAAAGCAUCUAAUUAUCAAAUGUUGUAGAUAUCGAUCGUCUUGAAUUCCGAGACGUUAAUUCGGAACGAGCCCCGUGAUCUGAAUAGAUUAAGACAUUUUUGUAACUAUAAGUAUAUAUAAUGGGUACCCUUUUGAAUAAGAGCUUAAU
Cynara cardunculus var. scolymus (artichoke) is the source of this 1077-nucleotide messenger RNA. Its product is annotated as transcription factor MYBS3. The transcript has 3 exons. Gene Ontology annotation, biological process: response to auxin; response to gibberellin; response to ethylene. Lineage: Eukaryota; Viridiplantae; Streptophyta; Magnoliopsida; Asterales; Asteraceae. The record is from RefSeq and is a predicted model, not a curated record. Gene Ontology annotation, molecular function: zinc ion binding; DNA binding. The coding region runs from base 1 to 912 and encodes 303 amino acids.